AGAGACGACCCAUCCCACCACCCCAGGGUUUUCUCGGCCCUUCUCCUCCUCUGGGCUUCUUCGGAGGUGAAAGAGGCGCGACCCAUCCCCACCGGAUCCCGCACGCGGAAGGAGAACAUACGGUCUAGGGUUUCUUUCGGCCUUCUCUUCCUCUGGGCCGAGCCGAGCUCUGCUUCUUCGGAGGAUAUGGACGGAUCGACGAACAAUAACAAUGAUGGAAUGCCACAGGACUGUAAAAUGGUACAUGGUGACCCCAGUAUUCAUGCCGCCAUGAUGUCCAUGCAGGAAAGUGAGGUGGUGAUUGGAAGGGAAAUGAUCGAUGGCAGUGAUAUGAACAGUGGUAACAAAACCAGUUGUGAUGUUGAGAUGAGUCGAGCAGAUGAAUCUGUGAGAGCUUGUGGCAACGGCACUACCGAGGCAUUAGCACCAACCGCAAGUGAAUUGAUCAAUGGCAGUGAUAUGAGCAGUGGUAACAAAACCGCUUCUGAUGUUGAGAUGAGUCGAGCAGAUGAAUCUGUGAGAGCUUGUGGCAACGGUACGACCAAGGCAUUAGCACCAACUGCAUCAAGUUGCAACACCAAUGAGAAGCCCACGACAUCGGACCAUUUCACCCUUGAGACUGUUUCUGAAGAAUGCAAGGAAAUCCGUUGCAACCGUUGCUGGAAAACUUUUGCAUACAUCUCUGGCUCAAAAGUCAGAAGUGCUAGUCAUCUGAAGAGGCAUGUGUACUCAUGUCGUGGAAGUGGAACAAAAAGCCUAGGACGGCCUUCAAUAGGCGGGAGAGACAGAGACAGUCGUAGCAGUAGUUUCCAAAUUGAGGCGCCUGAUGGUCAUAAGAAGGAUGAAGAAACCAAAGCCAAAAUUCAGUAUACAAGGCCUAUUCCGUUUCCUCUUAAAUGUCCGGGAUAUGCAGUCGUAGACAUGAAGGGCAGCCCGCACAAUGUCUGGCUGCGUUGGCGCAGAGCUAUACUCACUUUUCGUCUGUGGUGUUUCAAUACGAGUGACCAGAGGUAUCAGUUUGGGCAUCCUCACAAGCUGAGCUGCGUGCUUCCUAAGUCGGGCCAUUUCUUAUUCUAUUUCUGCAUCGGCUCAACAAAUUGGCUUUGCGCCGUUAUUGAUGGUCCUUCCGGUUACCUCGAUGGCUACAUCACAAGGAGUACUGGAAAGCACUAUGAACUCAGGGUCAGGGAAAAUCAAGCGAAGGUACAGAAGGGACAGAAGGGACAGAAGGGACAGAAGGGUCCACAACCACGUCUUAUUGAGAAAGCAAAGGAGCUACCUUGGCCUGGAACUUAUUCCGUUGGUUCAUCUUGCAGGCUGGGCUUUCAUGGCUUGUUUUGGUCAGUCAAGACUAUGCAUCAGUUCGUUGAGACAGGCUUAGAUAAUGGUUUCGUGGAGCGUGCCGGCCAAACCAUUAUAGUGCAUACUUCCGAGGCAGGCAGGUCUGAUAGUCUAAUGGAGGACAUCGAUGACUGUUUCUGUUCGGACGAUGCACAUCGCUUAGGCUCGGAAAGACUUGGGAAAGCCCAGAACUGGUCAAACGACUCUCGAGAUGCACAGUUGGAAAUGGAAGAUAUAACACCUUGCAAACAUGACAGAGCCAAUGGAUCCAAACGAAAAUCUGUUUCUGAUGAAAAUGAGGCACAGACACCUGAAAUGGUGAAGGCAGUUGAAUCUAUUGAGACAUUCAGACUUUUCCAUCGUCCGAAACAUGAGCAUGGCAAAUUUUUGCUGGAUAAUAUGCCCAUAAAACUCUCCAGUAGUGGUCCAGUUAAUUAUCAACGGAAACCUGACUUGGACCUUACUUCUGCGAGAUUUCUGACCGAGAGAUUCAAAUACAAGAGCCCCAUUUUAAGAGAGGACUUGGACAACAAGAACAAGACAAUCAAAACCAAGUUUCAGCCUGCUAGUGUCAAGCCACCAGCUGUGGAACUGGAGCGUCUAGAAGAACAUGAAGCUAAUGAGGCUAAGGAAAGUGUUACACAGGAAAUGGGUGUAUCUUUUGAGAUACAUGGUGCUGACACUUCUGUUUCGUCCUCACCAACUGCUAGUGUCAAAUUUACAAGGCCAGUAGACAGUUACUCAGAUAUUAUGAGGGGUGCUGGGAUAGAUGCUGCACCUCAUGAUUUGAAUCUGCUUGAUUGUAACUCUUACAUGACGGUUGAUCGAAGGCCUCAGCCAAUGAAACAUAAGCAGCUCUUCAAUGGACAUUAUUCUGGUCUUCGCAACCUGCACGGCGUAACGUGCUACAUGAAUUCGACAUUACAAUGUCUACGUGCUAUUCCGGAGCUUAAGGAAGCGAUCAAAAGUUACCCUGAUAAUGCGGAGGGUGCUUCGGUUGAUGGUGCACACCAUAAUUUGACCCUUGCAGCCCGGGACAUUUUUCUGAGGCUUGAUCAAAGUGAUGGACCAGUAAAAACUGAACAAUUCUUUGAGAUGCUAUUGACAGCUCAUCCUCAGUUUUCUGAACGGCAUGAAGGUGCAUACAUGCAGCAGGAUGCACAAGAGUUCUGGUCACUGUUUCUUGAAACAUUGUCAGCAACUCUUCCAUCAAAAGGAAGUGAGCCUACCACUGACUGGAUGAAGAAAAUGUUUCAGAUUGAUUGUGUGACGAGGACAAAUUGUGUAGAAAGUGGCGAAACUGGCUCCAAGCCAGAUUCAAGUUAUAUCCUGACGUGUACUUUAGCAAAUGAUAUACAAAAUAUCCAACAAGGACUGAAGCGUGGUAUGCGUACUGAAGUCACGAAGCAUUCUCCAUCGUUGCAACGCGAUGCUAUUCAUAUAAAUGAGGCAUACAUAAAUCAGUUACCAAGAUAUCUAACAGUACGACUACCGAGGUUAGAUUGGCAAAAUACAGCACAAAGCCCCAUCAAGAUUUUCCAGAAAGUCGAAUUUCCAACUGAACUGGAUAUGCAUGACUUAUGCUCUAUUGAACUAAAGCAAAAGAUUCAAGCUUCUAUACAGGCUCUGGAACAUUCCAGCAUGGAUGUUGAUCAUGUUGAUUCUUCAAAACCUGAGAAAGCAUUAACUGCGAUAUACGAUUUAGUGGCUGUCCUGACACAUCAGGGCCGGAGCGCACUUUUUGGGCACUAUGUUGCCUGGGUCAAGCACCAAAGUGGACGCUGGAUACAGUUCAAUGAUCAUGUUACAUCGCUACAUGACGAAAGUGAGGUUCUGAGCCUAUGUGGUGGCAGCGAUCAAGACAAGCACACGGCCUAUAUCUGUGUUUACAAAGCUCGCUUAGUUUGAAUCAUGGUUGAUACAAAGCUCGCCACAAUUUGCAAGAACUUGAGGGAGGGAUGGAGGCAGCAGGUUCAGUGGCUGAAUCUGAUACCGGCAACAUAAUUUGCUAUGGAAGCCGGACUCUGUGAGGAUUUCCUCAACAAGUUGUCACCAUUACAAUCAUGUUAAGCUACAUUGAGGAUUUCAGGUGCACUCCAUCUGGUGUGUCAUGCUCAUUACUAGUGCUACUUGUAUGAAUUACCUAGUUAUGUAUGUAUGUUUGUUUUUCAUUUCACUGCUUUAUGUAUGUCAUCUUCUCUGCGAUCUAACAUUGUAUGCUGUUGUCAAGGUAAUUCAAAUAUGAUGCCUAGUUUGGGAUUGAAAUUUUGAGCACACUCAGGUGUUGUGAUGGAUGAACACUGCAAAACUGAAAACGAAAUGGCAUUCUUAAUCUGAAGUGAUGUGUAAUACACUCAUCAUGCUUAUGCUUAAACAAAGAGGAACACUGGUCUCUUUUUGAGUGUGCUGAAUGAACCCUUGCGCAUUCUGAAUUUUUCAAAGCUUGGCAAUCAUGUGAGACAUUUAGUUUCUGAGGAUGGAAAAGACAACACAGCUGGUCAAAAUGCCAGGUGCAGCAUCAAGGUAGUGAACUUUGUGGCUCCAUCUGGACAUAUUUCAUUACAUAGACUAAUAGGGGGCAGCAAAACAUUUUUAAACCGAGUCAGGCAAGCAGGGGUUGAACGUCUGCUAUCAAGGUUGCAGGUUCUGAGGUGUGCUCGUUGUCCGUUUGUCUGAGGUGGGGCAACAAAGACAAUCAGCAGUCUGUAUCGUAACCAGGAGAACAUCCCUUUCCUAAUUUUAGUGCUGAGCAUCAUCUUUACACUGUUUUCUCAUCAUUUUUGUGCCAUUUACUUGCACUCCUAUCAUAAUAUAUUUGUUAUUAUUGAAUGCUACAAUGAUUAAUAUGUCCAAAUGCACAGUUUUACAUUCUCUGAAGUAUGUUGCAGAACAAUGCGACAAGGCACAAAAUUCUUCUAAAAAGGAUCAGGAGAUGAAGUGCUUCUGCUGCAUCAAUACGUCAAAGGACCUAGCGUGAAGAAAAGAAGUAACCAGGCGUCCUCUACACCAAGUCAUGGAGUAUUCAGAUACAGUAAAGUAACAUGGAGUUCCUCAAGAUGCUAUCAAGUGCAUGUUGUUCACAUUCUCUCUACGAGAUGAUGCUCGUGCUUGGUAUCAUCCUUGCCAUCAAGGUCAUACAGUUGGAAUGAGAUAUCACAAGCUUUCUUGGAUAAAUAUUUCCCAUUACAUAAGCAGUCCGCGAUUCGAAAUGGGAUCUUCAACUUCGUUCAGCGUGAAGGCGUGAGCUUGUAUGAUGCUUGGGAGAGAGAAGGCUUUAUUCAGGAAAUGUCCUAAUCAUGGGUUAGAGAAAUGGUUAGACCUACAUAUAUAUUCUAGAGGAUUGACUUUGGACACUCAAUCCAAUGUAGAUAUGGUAGCUGGUGGAUAUAUUACAAACAAGACACUUGAUGAUGCUUUUCUGCUAAUUGAGAACAUGGCUUUCCACCAACUUCAGUGACACAAUCAGAAGCCCAAAUCAGAUUCAUUGGUUUGCUUGCAGCAAAUUACUUCACCUCAGCAACCAAUUCUUACACAAAAGCCUGAACCACUUUCUCACUGUGACAAGAUUGAGCUUGCAUGGAUUAUCUUUGACGAUGAUGAUACCCUUCUAGUUGACACAAAUACUACAGAUAAUAGGGGCACUAGUGAUGGAGAUUUAAUUUUUCAUUUUCAUGAUCCUUUCAUGGAUGAUCCAGAGCUGCAGUCAGUUUCUAUUGAUGCUGAGGAGUCACCUUUAGUAGAUACAUGUGCUGCUAGAACCAGAUAUGGAGAAGUUUGCCUUCGAUGAUGUUAGCCACAUUGAUUCCUCAACACUUAGCCUGAGAUGGGGAUCUUCAUUGUGAUUAUAGUGUGGCAGCUUCAGAUGUCAAGGAGCUAAGAUCUAUUAUUUCAUUUGUUGAAACGAACCCUGUGGAAGUUUCCACUACAAUGCAUUCCAUGGCAUCUUCCAUUGAGGUAGUCCUAAAACUUCUCCCUAACUAUCUCAGGUAUGAUCUCAGCUUUCUCCACAAGGUAUCUCAUACCAUUAAUACUGCCUGUGCACCAUUUGAUUUAUUAAGGAUAUCUGUUUAUGAUAUGCUUAUAUGAUAGGGUACUCUAUUGAUUCCUUAGGGGGCAUUGUCCCUAUCACUUGUAUUGGCUUGUUUGUCUAGUGUUCUUGCAGGUUUACGCUUGUGCACCAUUCACUUUGAGCUGACCAAGUUCGAGAUGAUGUUCCUUGGGACCCUGGUGGAUUCAGAGCACUGUGAUGAGGAGAAGCAAUGGACACACACGAGGAAGAGAUAAGCUGGAGCCUGCAUAAGGAUAGAAAAGCAAAAGGAGAAGAGCUGCAGUUUGCAGAAAGUUAGAGAGUGAUCAAGCGCAUGCUACAUUAGGAAAGCCUGGUGAGCUGUUUCAUGACCCUUACUGAACAUGAUUAAUACAUCCUCAAAUCAAUCUUGUGAAAUUGCUAUUUGCUUGAUUCAAUUCUUAAUGUUGUCAUGCUGAAUUUUACCUCCACAUUUUGUGCUUGAUGUGAAUAAGCGAACCAAGAUUACCGAAUGCCUUGUAAACUUAUGAUCUACACAAUGCCUGCUUUGCUGAAAGUAGUAAAAGCUAAUUGUUCAAGUGCUCAAAUCCUUAGUACACUGGUAAACUGCAUCAUUUUCUGCUUUCACUCCGAUACACCUAGAUCAUUAAGUUCAAAUGCUGAGUUUGUGCCAAUUGUGUUCCCAUUCGAAGCCAUCACUUAACAACUUUAGGUUAGCAUACUAUGUUCCCUGGAACGGCAGUAUGUGAACCAAAUGUGGUCUAGUGAAGAUUCUUGUAUCCUUGUAUUAUUUCUUUGUUUGAUAAGUGGUACUGAAUCAUCCUAUCUAAUCUUGCAAACAGUAGUAUGCCAUGGUCCUGGGAUCGGUGACAUGUGAAAUCUGGUAUGAUUGGGUAUUUACUUUCCUUGCUAAAUAAAUGAAUAAAUUUAAGCCAGUAACUAGUUUGACCUAGAGGAUGUCAUGAUCAGGAUCGGUGGUAUGUUCUUAUGGGAGACUAGUUAUCAAAAUAUAAAUAAAUGGUUAAGCCACUAAAUAGUUAAACCUGGUGUAUAUCAUGAUCUCGGGAUCGGUGUUAUGCUCUCAUGGUGAAAUUGGUUGGUUGGUUCAAAUUUUUGCUGUUAAAUAAAUGGUUCAACUGCAAUGUUUUAUUCUUUCUAAUAAGUGACUGUGUCACAUGAUAUUCAAUUUUAUUUCAUGUAUUUGGUAGGAUCAGGCUCUCUUUAGGAUCUUUCCACACAAUCAAACAUUUGAACUUGUUAAUCUUCUUUUAUCAGUGUAAAUUUUAAAAUGAUCGAGUUUACUAUUGCUCUGUAGCACUUCUAACCAACGGUUUUCACUAGCAAAGUCCAAAGCAAGCAAUGUUCGGAGACAUACUUUACUUAAUUCACGGUUCACUAUCUAGCCUUUGUCGGUGUGUCUUUACUUGAGGACAGGUAAAAGUUCAAGUGUUGGGGUAUGAUGAGCAUCAUCUGCAUCAAUACGUCAAAGGGCUUGAGCGUGAAGAAAAGAAGUAACCAGGGUGUCCAAACUAAAGAUGGAGGGAUCAUCUUUGACAAAAAGAAGAAAAGAGAAGGGGCAAAAUGGAAAUGUGUGAAGAUCAGAUCGAGAGGGGUAAAACCCCUAUUGACCCCUUUUGGACCUGGCCCUUCUCCUCUUCUUCCACGCAAACUCCUCCAACCCCGUCCGCCGCCACGGCCAGUCAGACGUGGUGGCACGCCACCACCACAUCACCAUCAGGAGCUCCUCGCUGCUCCAUCGAUGAGCCCCUUGCUGCACCUCGUCUUCCACCUCCUUACGCCACCGAUCUGAAGCUCUUCUUCCCAAUCUUGCUGCUGCUCCUCUUCACCUAGGAAAUGACCACCUUACUUCUACUCUUCUGCGACCUCUGUUGCUGCUGCGCCUCUCCUUGCACCCAUGUUGCUCCUCCUCUUCACCAUCAGCACGAUGACGACGACGCCAGCUGCCUCUUCUACACCAUUUUGUGUUGUUGCUGCCGUUCUCUCUCUAAAUUUUCUGUGAACUUGAGAUGUGUAAUGUUCAGAUUUGAUAAAGUGCUUGCAACAUGCUAUUUGUUUAGUUUCGCACUUGUAAAAUAUAGUGCGUGUUUUGUGUGAACUGACUAGUUGAUGCUUUGUUACUUUGGGAAGUAAUUCAUCUAUCAGAUUUUGUUUAUGUGAA
Messenger RNA from Triticum aestivum (bread wheat), 7547 nucleotides. RefSeq lists its product as uncharacterized. Gene Ontology annotation, molecular function: cysteine-type deubiquitinase activity; proteasome binding. The transcript is spliced from 22 exons. Lineage: Eukaryota; Viridiplantae; Streptophyta; Magnoliopsida; Poales; Poaceae. The record is from RefSeq and is a predicted model, not a curated record. The coding region runs from base 187 to 3249 and encodes 1020 amino acids. Gene Ontology annotation, biological process: proteasome-mediated ubiquitin-dependent protein catabolic process; protein deubiquitination; regulation of proteasomal protein catabolic process.